Molecule: messenger RNA, 2162 nt
Organism: Medicago truncatula (barrel medic)
Lineage: Eukaryota; Viridiplantae; Streptophyta; Magnoliopsida; Fabales; Fabaceae
Exons: 10
Coding region: 1156-1992 (278 amino acids)
Source: RefSeq, a predicted model, not a curated record
CCUUUUUCUCACACCCGAUCAACUCUCAUCUCCCCCAAAAUUUAGUUUAUCACACUCAGUCCUCCCACUCAAUUUUCAUCUCCCACUCAAUCCUAAACCUAACCCCCAAAAUUUUCAUCUCCCACUCAAUCCUAAACCUAACCCCCAAAAUUUUCAUCUCCCACUCAAUCCUAAACCUAACCCCCAAAAUUUUCAUCUCCCACUCAAUCCUCCCACUCAAUUUAGUUUUUUUUUUGCGUUCAUCUCUCUAUCUCUCUAAUUUGGCUGAGGUUCUUCUCAUAGCUACGAAUGAAAAUUGACAACGGCGGAGGAGUAUGACGACGGGGUUUUGCGUUCAUCUCUCUAUCUCUCUAAUUUGGCUGAGGUUCUUCUCAUAGGUUCAUCUCUCUAUCUCUUUAAUUUCUUAUGCAAUCACUAAUUUACCUUUUGAUUUUGUGUUUUAUCAUCAUAAAUUUGUGUUUUCAUGAAAGCAAAGCUACGAAUGAAAAUUGACAACGGCGGAGGAGUAUGACGACGGGGUUUUGUGUUCAUCUCUCUAUCUCUCUAAUUUGGCUGAGGUUCUUCUCAUAGGAAAGCUACGAAUGAAAAUUGACAGAUAGUUGUUUGCAUAAACUACUUAAAGGUAUGGAAAAAUAAGCCUUAGAAAUUUGUAUGUAUUUAAUUUAUUUUCUCUGUGUGUAUUUGCUAAAUUUCUAGGUAAUCAACGUCAAACCCUUCAGCAAUUAAUGGUGACUAUAAAGUAUACUGAAAUUGCUGAGAUUUUAGGAGCUGUAAAACCAUUUGAGAGUUGGCUCUUGAUAACAAUCAUGAACCAUUUUAUGUGUUCCAAUGUGGAGAGCACAAUAUUGAAUAGCUUCAUCAUGAUGCAGAAACAAGGGAAGUGUGAUUUCUUACCGAGGGAUAAUCAUAUUCACUCUUUAAAUCUAUAAACCAAGUUUUCUAAUGUCACAUAUUAGUCGAAGAGAGUCUGAAGUUACAAUGCAAGCAAGGAAAUAAAAAUUAAGCGGAGGGUUAUUGCCUUGCCUUUUCCUACUGUUGGCAAGAUCUGCCAAAUCACACUCAUAACCAAAUCUCCUAUUUUCUUCAACAAAAGAAAUCGGUUCUUCCUUUUCUCUUGCUUCACCACAUACUAGAAGCAACAUCACUCCUGAAAACAUGGCCGGCAUAAAUAUAGAGACUCUUUUGUCCUAUCACUGCCUAACCGGUCCUUUAAUCAAAAACCCACUUUCAGAAUAUGACAAGGCAAUCAACAAGCUACAAGUAAAGUACAGAACAUACAUCGUCGAGUACGACUUCGACACUGGUGCCGUAUGCUUGCCAAGAAUGUUCGGCAGUGAUUUUGGAGAUCAGAUUGGGCGCUUUGCAACAUUGACUGAUCCAAAGGGCAAUCAAUUUGAGGUCUUAGUCGAUAGCAUUAAUGGUGACUUUUUUUUAACAAAGGGAUGGAAAGCAAUUCGCGACUUUUAUGGGAUUAGUCUAGGAGCUUGGAUUACUCUGAUUUUUGUUGGUGUUGGACAUUUUGAUAUGAAGCUGACUGAUAGGUUUCACAAGAUUAUUAACUAUCCCGUUUUUGAUCCACCCAUGCAUUUCCUUAUUGACAGAACUAAUGUGCACACAACUUUCAACAAACAUCUCCAACCCAAAACUUCUCUUCUCUCUUAUCGUCAUAGUAUCAAUUACAUGAUUAUAGAUUUCGGAAAAAAGUUAUCUCAAUAUGAUGUAACAAAGGGUGCUUUGAUACUCAUUUACGCAGGAAAUGUUGCGCAAAUGCUGGAUACUUCUGCUACCAAUGUGAAGAUUGUGGAUGAUUGUGGUAAUGUAUGGGACUGUGACUUAAUUUUUCGUACUCUUCCUUACGAACACUGCAGGAUAGGUGGGCAGUGGAAGAGGUUUGUGGAGGCUCGCAGGCUGCGUGAAGGUGUCAAAAUCAGAUUGGGAGCUCCGAUGGCUGGAAUGAAUGAUUUCAUUUAUCUCGAUGUUGUUUACGAUUAGACCAUGUUCAUUUAAUUGCUUCAGAACCUUGCAAGCAAUUUCUUUUAUCAGAUCCACCGUGUUAUUUUUAGUUAUUUUUAUUGCUUCCGAACCUUGCAAACAUUUGCUUUUAUCAGAUCCUUCUAUUUUGUAGUUUUAAAUUUCUCAAGUAUUUUCCAUGUUCCAAUCAC